Molecule: messenger RNA, 4702 nt
Organism: Vigna unguiculata (cowpea)
Lineage: Eukaryota; Viridiplantae; Streptophyta; Magnoliopsida; Fabales; Fabaceae
Gene: TRM13
Product: Phosphatidylinositol N-acetyglucosaminlytransferase subunit P-like protein
Source: RefSeq, a predicted model, not a curated record
CUCAAAAAGACUAACAUUUUCUUCCGUAGAAAUUUACAACACAAACACAAAAGCUCUGCGUAUGGGCCCACACACCUCUACCAUAUACUGUCGCAACUCUCACGUAUUCUUCUUCCUCUUCUGCCAAACAAGGACAUCGACACCACCAACAACAACGUUGUAAAAGUUCUCCCUUUCACUUUCCCAAAAUCGCAUAAUAACCCUCUCUCUCUUCUUUCUGUCACUUUUUCUCAGUCUUUAAUGGCUGCCCGCAUAAAAAUUCCGCGUUAAACAAUCGUGGGUCGGUGGAAGUUAGCAUUUUUCUUAUCUUUUUGGUUGUCAAAAAGAUACCCACUGAGAAAAGUCUUGUUUUUUUUUUCUUCUUUGGGGUAAAACUUGCUAGCAGUUUCAACCCCAACCAUUGUUCUGUUGUGAGAUUAGAUUGUAUCUUACCAAGUCAUUCUUUUUUCUUUCUUUAUUUUUAACUGGGGCUGAGGGAGAGUUUUGGUGAUGGAGAUUGGGUUCUGUUUUGGUGUGGAGUUUCAGUGAAAAUGCUGUGCAAGAGUUUGCAGAAUAGUGGAAGUUUUGGGGGGACAACUCCAUGGUGACGUGUUUUUGUUGUUAACUGUGGCUUGGAUGCUUCUGCACUGUGGUGGUUCAGUGGCGGAAGAAGAUAAAUGCACUGUUGAUUUUAUUCAUGAUUCUCUUAUGCAGCAAUUAUGGAGCUCUGCUUGAAUCAGUGAUUGUGGGAUAUGGAUUUGACAGUUCUGGGGCCAAGAUUUUGUGUGUUUGAAGCUUUUAUAUAUUAUCAAACUUUUUCAAUACGUUUAAUCAUUCAACUUUCUUUUUCCUCUGUUGGAAGAAAGGGAGGAUUCACUGAAUAAGGGUGGCUAGGUGUCUCCAUUCCCCCUCCCUUUUUUUUUUCCUUUACGGGAAGAGUGGACUGGAAUUUUCAGCUUUUUUUGUAGAACCUGUUCUUCACUAUGGUCCAUGCAUGAAGAAAGAAGGCAUUGAUACCUUUCCCUCCAAAGAAAUCUUAUAUUGCUUCUGUGAGAUUCACUCAGUUGAGAAACUUGUAGGAGUGAGAGUCUAAAAGAACCUGAAUAAUAGCUUUCUGUGCUGUAAGAGGAGUUCAUGAUUCAGAUGAUCAAUCCUGUGACUCCGUUUCUUUUUCUUUGGCGAAACUGUGGAGUUGUGCUAGAGCCAUCAAUCAAGUCACGCAAGAUUAUAACUAUGAGGAGUUUUGUAUGAACAUAGGCAACAUAAGAUCAAUAUUGCGUUAUUAGCAUCCUGAGAAAAGGAAAAAGAGGAAAGAAGGAAGUCAACUGUGGCAAUCGUUAUGGCUAAGAGGUCACAAAGAUUCCCUGUGAAUUAUGAGAAAGACCAGUCAGGAUGUAUGUGGGGUUUUAUUAGUAUAUUUGAUUUUCGUCAUGCUCGAUUUACUCGGAAGUUGAUAGCAGAUAAGAGGCAUGCAAGCAAGCAUGCUUUUGGUGCGGCUGCACUUACCAAGAACAAGUUUGAAGUGCUGAGCAAUUUGGAUGAAAACUAUGAAGGCAAUUUUGACAGGGGAGAGAGUAAGAGACUAACACUGACAACUGAUGCUGAAAAGCUUAGUGUGAAGAAACUUAUAGAAGAAGAAAUGAUCACUGACCAAGAUGAAAUAAAGGAUCAAGGUAACGCGGAAAUGGAAUCAAAGCAAUCCAGAUUAGGGUGUAACGACCCCCAGAAGAAAGAUUCCAAAAGAAAGAAGAAAUCUCGCAAGAAAAGCCAUGAUUUGAAUUCAGAUGCAACCUUGAAAUCAGAGUUUUCACAUAAGCAGCAUUCAAGGGAGCAGUCAAAAGAUACUAUAGAUUUGGAAAAAAUAAUGGAUGAUUUUUGUCAUGUUGAAGCUGCUUGUUCCAUGAUGUUUGACAAUGAUGGCAAAAUUGAAGCGCAGUCAAACCAAAAGAAUGUUAUGUCUGAAAACCUUGCUAAUGCAAUCCAUGAAUUUAUGAACCAGAUGAAAUUGAAUGGGAAAGAUCUGCAUGAAGAUGGACAAUUCCUCAGCUCACGUGAACUCAUGGAAGCACUUCAGGUUAUAAGUUCAGAUAAGCAAUUGUUCCUUAAACUUUUACAAGAUCCAAAUUCGCACUUGCUGAAGUACAUUCAGGAGUUGGAAAAUGCUCCAGGGAGAGAUGGCAAAGAAUGCAGUUCACUUACUGCCUCCAACCGCUCUGAACUAGAACUUGUUAGUCUAAAACAAACUAGGGAGAAUACCAACCGAAAGCAUCUUAACUUUUUCAGGAAAAGGGGGAAGUCUCAAUCAAAAGAUCUGACAAAUGAAAAUGGGAAAACUGAGUUUUCAAAUAGAAUUGUCAUUCUGAAACCUGCACUAACAGGCAUGCAAAUUUCUGAAAGUGAAAACAACCUUGCCUCAUUGCUAGAUUCUCGUGAUGUUGCCCCUUACAAAGGUCCUUCUGUGAGAGUUGGUUCUCAUUUUUCUCUUACAGAGAUAAAAAGGAAACUGAAACAUGCCAUGGGCAAGGAGAGGCAUGGAAACCCUGAAGUAGUCCCACGAAAGCUCCCUGUUGAACGUCAAAAUAAGUUGCAAAGAGGCAAAUGCAAAGAUAAUGCUGGAAUGAGAUCUCCUAAUAAAGAUCAUUUCUUCAUUGAAAAGGUUGCAAGACCAAUGUUUGAUGUUAUGAAGGGAAACAGGACUGAUACAUUGAAAGACUCUGAAGUGAACGCAGAACAAGAAAGUGGUAUUCCCAAGUUAAGUGCUUCUAACUUAUAUGUUGAGGCAAGGAAACAUUUAUGUGAGAUGCUAGAUAAUGGUGAUGAAAACACAAACAUUUCAAGCAGGCAGAUUCCCAAAACCCUUGGGAGAAUACUUUCCCUUCCUGAGUACAACUUUUCACCUGUAGAAAGUCCUGGAAGGGAUUUGGAGCAUCAUUCUGUGACUGCACAGGCAGUAUCUUCUCCCUCAGGAAAAACUAGGGAAGUUAGUGAGGAUAUUUGCUCCCCAGAACCAGCAAUCACAGUUGGUUUUCCAGCUCAGGAAACUAACAAUUCAGAAGAUAAGUCAUGCGUUUGUGAUGAAAUCUCUAAUAAUAAAGUACAAGAAAUUAAGCCAGUGUCAAAUUUCUCCAAUGGGGUUGGUCCUGUUGAUACAUCUGAAGUCUGUUGUCCUAUUAGAGAUGAGACAGUCACCGAAGAUAAUGUUGAAUCUGCAGAAGAGAAAUAUGUAUUGGAAUCAGAUCCAAAUGGCUUCAUCUUAGGAAAGGACCAGAAAAUUGAUAUCUCAGAAACUCCUGAUGGUGCAAGAUGUUCUGGAUGUUUGCAUCAGGAUGAGGAUUUAACAGAAGAGAACCAACUAUCAUCUCUACCGUCGUCUCCUCACUCUUCUAUUUCUAAGAAAAAUGAAGAGCUAGAAUGCAGGAUAGAGUUAUCUGGGAGACCGAGUCCUGUAUCUGUUCUUGAUACAUCAUUUUCAGAUGAUGACUCUGCACACUCCACAUGUCAACCUGUUAACUUGCCAGUACAACCUCUACAUAUUCAAUUUGAAGAACACGAGUCUUCUUCACCUGCAGAACAAUUUGACACAGGAAAAUAUAGUUUUGGAGAAAAUGAAUUGAUAUAUGACUACAUCAAAGUUGUCUUGCAUGCCUCUGGUUUGACAAGAGAUCAGUUGUUGGUGAAAUGCCUUACCUCUGACAAAAUACUAGAUCCUUCCCUCUUUGAUCAGAUAGAGUUCUUCUCCAACCUUCUUUGCCAUGAUCAGAAGCUCCUAUUUGACUCUAUCAAUGAGGUUCUGAUGGAGGUUUGUCAACAUUAUUUUGGGGUCUCACCUUGUGUUUCAUUAGUAAAUCCUUGCAUGAUGCCAGCUCCAAGUAUGAAAAGGCUUACUUUCAAGGUCUGGGAAGGAGUGUGCUGGCAUGUCCUUCCCUUGCCCCCACCACGCACUUUAGAGCAAAUUGUUAAGAAAGACAUGGCAAGAAAGGGAUCUUGGAUGGACCUUGAACUAGAUGCUGAAACAAUUGGUUUUGAAAUGGGGGAGGCCAUUCUUACUGAACUGAUGGAAGACACAAUUUUGAGCCUUGUGAGUGAAAGUUCUGUGAGUUUUUAAUUUCAGUUGAAGGACAAUUACAGCAACUUCCACAUGGAAAAGACUACUCACUGUCUUCUGAUCAUACAAAGUUUAAAGGAAUUCCUAUGUGUGAGGUGGAAUAGGAAUUGAUUAACAAGAACACUGGAGAGUUUUAGAGUUCUUCAAAGCAUACUUGGGACUUUGGUACUGUUUCUUUUCAUCCUACUAGACUAAUUUGAUAUUUCGUAAUAUAUUGUGAAUGAGGAUAGUCAAAUAAGGUUCAUGAUAUAUUGUGAAUGAGUAUACUCAAAUAAGGAACAAGAAGUAAAUGGGGAGCCAUUGGCAGUUGCUUCUUGCAAAAGUGAAAAAUCUAGGCUUGUUUACUAUGACAGACAAAGCAACAGGUGUGACUCAUAUCACCCAUGGAAGGGUCAAAGGUGUUUGAUUGUAGAUUUUGUAAAGUUUGAUUUGCUGAUCCCAUUAGAAGGUGUGUUAUAAUUUUGUUUGUAUCAUCUUUUGUAUAUUUGCUUUUUGGUUAACCUAUUGAUUUCACGAAGUUAUAAAAUAAUGUACACUCAGCUUUUUGUGGUUUGCAAGGGAACUGAGCAGAAAUAUGAACGACAUGCGACAACAAAAAAAAUUAGGAAGCUGUCUGAA